AUGAAGUUUUCACUAAGGUUUGUGCUAAUGAUGAUGAGCAUCAUCCUUACAUUCUCGAUCUGUCAAGCUCAACUGUCUACAACAUUCUACGAUCAAUCUUGUCCGAAUGCUCUCUCCAAAAUCCGAUCCUCCAUUAGAACCGCCAUCGCUCGUGAGCGACGAAUGGCCGCGUCUCUAAUCCGUCUACAUUUCCACGACUGUUUUGUUCAUGGUUGUGACGCGUCGAUAUUGCUCGAGGGAACAUCAACUAUAGAGAGCGAGCGAGAUGCAUUACCAAACUUCAAAUCAGCGAGAGGUUUUGAAGUCAUAGAUAAAGCCAAAUCCGAAGUCGAGAAAGUUUGUCCGGGCAUUGUUUCUUGCGCUGAUAUCGUAGCGGUUGCGGCAAGAGACGCUUCUGAAUAUGUGGGAGGUCCAAAAUGGGCGGUUAAAGUUGGAAGGAGAGAUUCAACAGCUGCGUUCAAGGCUCUUGCAAAUAGCGGUGAACUACCGGGCUUUAAAGAUAGCCUUGACCAGCUCUCUGGUCUCUUCUCCAAAAAAGGCCUUAACACAAGAGAUCUUGUCGCUCUUUCAGGAGCUCACACGAUAGGUCAAUCUCAAUGCUUCUUGUUCCGGGAUAGGCUUUACGAAAACUCAAGCGACAUCGAUGCAGGAUUUGCUAGCACGCGCAAACGUAGAUGUCCAACCUUAGGAAGUGAUGGGAAUCUGGCCGCUUUGGAUCUUGUAACACCUAAUUCUUUCGACAACAACUACUACAAGAACUUAAUGCAAAAGAAAGGACUUCUAGUAACCGAUCAAGUUUUGUUCGGAUCAGGUGCAUCGACUGAUGGUAUUGUAUCGGAGUAUAGCAAGAAACCAUCGAAAUUUGCGGCAGAUUUCGCCACAGCCAUGAUCAAGAUGGGUGAUAUUGAACCUCUUACCGGCUCUAUGGGAGAAAUCAGAAGGAUAUGCGGUUUUGUUAAUUAA
This is a messenger RNA of Arabis nemorensis, 963 nucleotides long. NCBI's taxonomy places the organism in Eukaryota, Viridiplantae, Streptophyta, Magnoliopsida, Brassicales, Brassicaceae. The record is from the annotation of a GenBank genome assembly.